Molecule: messenger RNA, 4194 nt
Organism: Megalobrama amblycephala (Wuchang bream)
Lineage: Eukaryota; Metazoa; Chordata; Actinopteri; Cypriniformes; Xenocyprididae
Gene: nod1
Product: nucleotide-binding oligomerization domain containing 1
Exons: 11
Coding region: 346-3159 (937 amino acids)
Biological process (GO): regulation of apoptotic process; negative regulation of canonical NF-kappaB signal transduction
Cellular component (GO): cytosol
Molecular function (GO): protein binding
Source: RefSeq, a predicted model, not a curated record
UUCACUUCCUAGUUCAUAUAAGGUGCGGAACAACUAAACAACAUUCAGUUCAGUCCGUUUAACCUCGCCAAGUUUCUGUAGUUAGUCGCCUCUUUCAUUUUCCGUUUUCUUUUGAGUGAGGAGGUUGAGGUGGCUAAACUUUCUUUAAAUACAACAUAGCGUCAUUGCAAAACUCAUCUGUCUUCUUGAAUCUGAGAGGAUUUGUUUGACUCGUGCUGAUUUUGCUCAGAGACACCGAUCAUGGCGUGAUUUCUGCGGGAGCAGUCCGGUUACACCCUGUCCGCAUGUCUGAGAGGAGACUGCUUUAGAUUACUAUUAGGGUUGACUACAGUGUCCUAAUGUAAAAUGGGGUCUUUCAAGAAGGAGGGGUCUCACCUGAAGCUGCUCACUUCACACCGCGAGCUGCUGGUGGAGCAGGUGAAGAACACACAGUGUAUUCUGGACAAUCUCCAGAUGAAUGGCUUCAUCUGCACUGAAGACAUCGAGAUUAUACAGCGCAGCACCACCAAAACUGACCAGGUACGCAAAAUUUUGGAGCUGGUUCAGAGUAAAGGAGAGGAGUGCUCAGCAUAUUUCACACACAUUCUUCAUGAAGCAUACGACGCUUACAUUGAUCUGCGGCCUUGGUUUGAUGAUAUUCAGUACACACCAUUAGACACUAUUAGUGCCAUACCAGUGAUUAACACAGACCCAAUUAGCAAGUACUGUGAGAAGCUCAGAUGUGAGCUGGGAAGGGAUACUCAGUUCAUCACAUCCUACUCUAAAAGUGAGGACACUCCGCUGGAGGAUCUUUACAUGGACACACAGAUGGAGAUCCUGAAUGACAGAGGUGAGAGCUUGGGAUACUUACAGAGUUUGGAUGAGCUACUAGGAGACCAGGGAGUCUUCAACCAGCAGGCUGAGACGAUCUUCAUCACCGGUGACGCUGGUGUAGGCAAAUCAGUCGUCCUUCAGAAACUGCAGAACUUGUGGUCCCGAAGGGAGCUGAAGACUCGUGCGAAGUUCUUCUUCAAGUUCAGAUGCAGGAUGUUCAGUGCCUUCAAGGAGACGGACGAGAUCUCGCUGAAGGAUCUGAUCUUCAAACACAAUUGCUAUCCAGACGGAGACCUUGAUAAUGAGGUUUUCACCUACAUCUUGCGAUUCCCAGAGACGGUGCUUUUCACCUUUGAUGGAUAUGAUGAAAUCCAAAUGGAUUCUGACUUGGAUAAUGUGCCUGAAGUGGUUUCUCCAGAAGAAAAGACUCGGCCGCUUCUGCUUCUCAUGAAUUUGCUUUGCGGAAAAUUGCUCAAAGGUUCUCGGAAGAUUCUGUCUGCACGGAGUGGCACCGAGAUCCAAAGCAGAGUGAUCCGGAAGAAGGUGUGUUUGAAGGGAUUUUCACCUGAACACCUGAAGAGAUAUACAGCUCUCCAUUUCCCAGAGAAUGAACACAGGACAUUGGUGACGGAUCAGUUAGACGCCAACCCUCACCUCUGCGGUCUUUGCUCCAUCCCAUUGUUCAGCUGGAUCAUCCUCAAGAGCUUCAAGCAUCUUCAUUCGGUAUACGAUAACUUCGAAUUGCCAGACUCUUGCAUCACGCUCACAAAUGUCUUCUUGCUCCUUUCUGAGGUCUUUCUUGGCCACUCAACUGCACGGCCUGGUCUUUUAAAACGGAGCAUGAGAUGUCCCACAGAAACCUUUAAAGCUGGCGAGCAGAAGCUUUCGGCCUUUGCUCGACUAGCCUUACAGGGUAUAGAAAGGGGUGGACUUGUCUUCAGUAUGGAGGAAGUGAAAUCCUGUGAAUUGGAUGACGAAGAUCUUCAGUUUGGCUUUCUGAGGCCUGCUCCGCAUUACGAUGCAUGUGAAGGCUCUGCUACCUUUGAGUUCCUCCACGAGACCCUCCAAGCCUUCUUAGCAGCUUUUUCUCUGGUGCUGGACUCCAAAAUCUCUCCUGAAUCCAUUCUAAGGUUCUUCUCCAAAUGUGAAUACAAGAAGUCGUCUCAUCUCUCCUGCUUACCUUGUCUGGGAAAGUCAAGACCCAGAGAUAAAGACCCUUUCCAGACCAAUUUCCAAUUCACCAACUUAUUUUUAUGUGGUCUCUUGUCUAAAGCCAACGCGGCACUCCUAGAGCAUCUCGUUCCACCAGUAUCAUUGAAACAAAAGCGCAAGACGCUCAAGUCCUAUCUGUCCAACAGCGUGCGGACUCAUCUUAAGGGCCUCCCUCGUUAUCCAUCCACAGACAUUGACGGCGACAAGGUGCACGCGAUGCCAAAUUUCUUGUGGAUGUUGCGAUGCAUAUUUGAGACGAACAGCGAGGAUGUGGCCAAGAUGACAGCCAACAGCAUUUCGGCAGAUUACAUUAAGAUUGCCUUCUGUAACAUUUACUCGGCCGACUGCAGCGCGUUGAACUUUGUCCUCCACCACCGUAGGAAGCACCUGGGAGUCGACAUGGACAACAAUAACAUCAAUGAUUAUGGCGUGAAGCAGCUGAGACCCUCUUUCAGCAAAAUGACAGUUGUAAGAUUUUGUGUGAAUCAGCUCACAGACAGCAGUAUUGAGGUUCUGGCAGAGGAACUCACCAGACACAAAGUCGUUAAGGUCUUGGGCCUUUACAAAAACCACAUCACAGAUGUUGGAGCCAAACUAGUAGCAAAGAUCAUUGAAGAAUGUCCACACUUGACGACUGUCAAGCUCGGCUGCAACAACAUCACAAGUGUGGGUGGGAAAUACCUUGCCAGUGCAAUUCACAAGAGCAAAUCCAUCUUUGACAUAGGAAUGUGGGGUAACACCAUCGGUGACGAGGGGGCAGAUGCGUUUGCAGAGGCUCUGAAAAAUCAUCCCAGCCUGACCAACCUCAGUCUUUCCGCCAAUGGCAUUACUUCUCACGGUGGAAGAAGUUUGGCAAAAGCAUUGAAGCAAAACACAAGCCUUCACAUCUUCUGGCUGAUACAGAACAAAAUCUCUGACGAUGCAGCGUCAGACAUGGCCGAUGCCUUCAAGUCCAACUCUGCUCUGACGCAUCUGAUGCUAAUGGAAAACGAGUUUACCAUUCAUGGAGCCAAACAGCUGUCUGAAGGCUUGACAAACAACACUACACUGAAGGAAGUCAAUAUUAAAGGAAACCAUGUCACUGAAGAAGAAGAACAACUCUUUGAGGGCGACAAGAGGCUUCGCUUCCGCUAAGAAGGAAAAGUAAAACACGUGAUUUGAGAAAAGAAGGAAGUUGGCGUAAUGCCACAGACAUUGGUUUACUUCAAUAACAGAAGCACCAUCGGCCUGGAAGACACGCAGGUUCAUUACAGUUGCUCUGUCGUGAGUGUCAUACUAAAGCCACAACUAAAGAACUGUGAUAUAUAAAUGAAAAUAAUGUCAUUUUAUAUAUAUAUAUAUAUAUAUAUAUAUAUAUAUAUAUAUAUAUAUAUAUAUAUAUAUAUAAGUAUUUGCUCUGAAAUUAGUGACACUUGUACACUUAUAAUGCUGCUUUUUUUUCUGUUUGAGAAAUCUUUAGUCAUUGUAUGCAAUUAGAUGAUUAAAAACCUGAGAAAUAUGUAGAAAUAUCACUCAGCUCUAAUUCACACACGCACACAGAAAGACAUCCAGACAAAUAUUUAAAGAUCUGUGCUUCAAAGAGUUUGCUUUUUUUAUUUCAUUAUCUCUGUACAUAGUUUUUUACAUAUGGAAUGUUACAAUAUCUCUAAAUAAUUAAAAAAAAAAAAAAAAAAAAAAACCUUUAUGAUCAUUCAGAUGGCCACUGAUAACAUACACACACAAACUCAUGUUUGUUUCCUUUGCACCAGCUUCCUCUCAACUGCUGUAAGGAUGAAACUACAGUAGUCAACAUUUGAUGUGGAUCAAAAAAAGUUCAAAGUUGUCCUAAGAACUAAGUUGUUUUAAGAAGAAGGUUUUAGGACAACUUUGAUGAAAGGUUUUGAUCCACUUCAAAUGUUGACUACUAUAGAUCAGAUAGAUCAUUACCUGAUGGAGUUUAGUAGCACAUUAAACAAACAGACAGAAAAGACACUCCAUCUUCUAUAUCAAAAGCUUUUGACAGUCACUGAUCCAGUUGGAUGUAUUGGGGCUCAGAUCUGCUGGAAACAGACAUUUGCACAAAACAGCAAAAUAUGAAAGAACAUCAAAAAAUUAGAAAUGUGAAUUUAUUACUUAAUUAAAUGAUAUGUCAUAAAAGGUGUUUUGCAAGUUGUCUGGUAAGGCUUUUUU